Messenger RNA from Gossypium arboreum, 1984 nucleotides. RefSeq lists its product as uncharacterized. The coding region runs from base 207 to 1634 and encodes 475 amino acids. Gene Ontology annotation, molecular function: protein-lysine N-methyltransferase activity; protein binding. The transcript is spliced from 5 exons. NCBI's taxonomy places the organism in Eukaryota, Viridiplantae, Streptophyta, Magnoliopsida, Malvales, Malvaceae. The record is from RefSeq and is a predicted model, not a curated record. Gene Ontology annotation, biological process: peptidyl-lysine monomethylation.
AAUUAUAAUAAUGAUAAAUGGAGGAGUUGAUGAAAAUAUAAUAACCAUACAACUGAAAAAAAGAAAAGUUAAGCGAAGCUAAACAAUUUAGUCUAAAAUAAAAUCACAAAACAAAUUUGAAACCGGAGCGUAGUGGGGGAUUUAGUAAUAGUUUACAUAAAUAUAUAUACAUAUCCGAAUUAUUUAACGUUCGGAAGUUGGAACACAUGGCUGCUGCUAAGCUGCUUAUCCCCACUCUCUCCCACUUCCGGCCGCUAACAUGCGCUGCCGCCGUCUCCGCUACAAACCCAGCGCGGCUAGUCCCUCACCCACCGGACCUCCUCAAGUGGAUCAAGAGGGAAGGUGGGUUCGUGCACGAGGCUGUAACAAUUACCCAGGAUACAACCUACGGGCUAGGUCUUGUCGCCUCUGGAGGAAUCCCCAAGGGUUCUGAUCUUAUCGUCCUCCCUGAACACGUUCCCUUGAAGUUUCAAUCAGACAAAGACGAUGAGGCUGACUCUGUUUUGCUCCCUUUGUCUAACCGAGUUCCAGAGGAACUAUGGGCAAUGAAGCUGGGUCUGAAGCUUCUACAAGAAAGAGCAAAGGUUGGAUCCUUCUGGUGGCCAUACAUUAGCAAUCUUCCAGAAACUUACACUGUACCAAUCUUCUUUUCCGGUGAAGAUAUAAAGAACUUGCAAUAUGCUCCUUUGCUUUACCAGGUGAAUAAAAGGUGUCGUUUUCUUCUGGAGUUUGAGCAAGAGGUCAAAAAUGUUCUUAAAAAUCUUAAACCAAGUGAACACCCUUUCGGUGGCCAAGAUGUGGAUGCAUCUUCCCUUGGAUGGGCUAUGUCUGCAGUCUCAUCCAGGGCAUUUCGUUUGUACGGGAAAAAGCUUCCAAAUGGAACCCACAGUGAUAUUCCAAUGAUGCUCCCUCUGAUUGAUAUGUGCAACCAUAGUUUCAAUCCAAAUGCCCGAAUUUUGCAAGAACAAGAUGCUGGGAAUCCAAAAAUGCUGAUAAAGGUUGUAGCUGAAAGGGAAAUCAAACAAAGCGAUCCUUUACUUCUGAAUUAUGGUUGUCUAAGCAAUGACUUUUUUCUACUGGAUUAUGGAUUUGUUAUACCAUCAAAUCCGUAUGACCAUAUCGAGCUCAAAUAUGAUGGUGCUCUUAUGGAUGCUGCCAGUAUGGCUGCUGGUGUUUCUUCACCCAAUUUCUCAUCACCAGCUCCAUGGCAACAAGAAAUUCUCUUUCAGCUUAAUCUAGAUGGAGAAGUUCCAAAUCUCAAGGUAACCAUUGGAGGUCCCGAAUUGGUAGAGGGACGUUUAUUAGCUGCUUUACGAGUUCUACUAUCGAAUGACAGAGAAAUGGUGCAGAGGUAUGAUUUGAGUGUCCUAAAAUCCUUAUCAGCCGAAGGUCCCCUUGGAGUUGCAAAUGAAGUAGCUGCUUUUCGUACCAUUAUUGCACUCUGUGUCAUUGCACUGGGACACUUCCCAACAAAGAUAAUGGAUGAUGAAUCUCUCCUAAAACAAGGUGUCUCGGUUUCAACUGAGUUAGCAAUACAGUUCCGGAUGCAGAAGAAAUCCGUGAUUAUAGAUGUUAUGAGAGAUCUCACCAAAAGGGUAAAGGUUCUUUUAUCAAAGGAGACCACUACUGCUUGAGGCUAGAUUUCUUGUGGUAUGUAAGCAUUCAACUCCCAUUUGCUCGUUAUUUGACACCUUGUUCAGGUUAAAAGAUUUGCCCUUUGGUUUUUGCGAUUUAACUUUCUUUUUUAUCCAUGGAAAAUUUUGGGAGGGAGUUAAAAACAGAUGGGUAGUUUGAUGAUCUAUAUAUUUAGGUUCAAUUCCCAAAGAAUUUGGAUUUGGUUUCAUUUUUGCCAAAUCCAGUUAUUGAGCGUGUAGAGUUCAAGUUAUCAAACACUUGCGAGACUGAUCCUUUUUUCUUCUUAAGAUAUAUUUUCUAUUUUUUUAUUUAAUAUUAAAAAUCUCAUCUCGAGCUCGAAUAUAAAUAA